UUAUCUGUCAAAAGCGGUGGCGACCGGCCGACGAACGGUGGUGAUGCGCUGCCGGCUGACGCGCGUCCGUUGAACGUUGAACCGGCGAGGUGUGCAGUGACGCGAGGACGCUCUGAGCGUGAUUCGUCUUCCUGGAUCCGCGGCGACAGCGGCAGUGAGAGCGAGACGCGAGACGGAGCGAGCGGCCUUUGAAUGAGCGCGUCUGUUAUUAUGUGAUCGCGAAUCGCGCGCGCGGAGUGACAUCGAGGAAGACACGGCUAGGGGGAGGAAAGGAAGAAAGAGAAGCAUCGAAAGAAAGAAAAUGCGGACCACGCAGGCCGACGUUUUCUGCUAUCUCAUCGUGGCGAUUCUCGCCGUUUUGCCGACGCUUGGUCGCGCAGAAAACAACAAUAAAACGCAACCAACGCUGUGCGAUCCUUCGGAGAUCGGGCGUGUGCUGUGUGGCAAGAAUCAGAGAUGCCGCGUAACCAACGAGAAAGCGAUAUGCGAAUGCCAACGAGAUUUUCAUUUUGUUAACAACGAGUGCGUCAGAGUUAUACCUACGCCGGCGAGUGUCGAUGCUACUACCCUCAAGCCAGAGAUCAGAUCGGGAUCAGGAGGUAGCUCCGUAGCCGCCGGUCUGCUAAUACCGACCUUCCUCAUAGCGGUCGGUGUGUUGCUGUAUUUCGGCGCGAGACGAUACAAAUGGAUACAACGGUUUCGGCAGUACCGUCACAAUCGUUAUGGCAACGUCCUAGUCACGCGAGACGACGAUGAUGACGACGAUCCACCGAUAGCGUAGAAGACGAAAAUGAAUUGAGGAUGAAGUUAACGCGCGCGUCGCGCGCGCAAAAUGCACUUUCAGCGAAACUCAGCGCGAAACGCGCCAACGAGUGCACAGUACUGAUCUGUUAAUAAUCUGCACGUAAUUACGGACAGUAAGCUGCGAUUUCGAGAAGUUGCCAUACAGAGGGCACGUGCGUAUACGGGUGAUGCGAUCAAAUUCCUGUAAUGUAAUGUAGGAAAGAGAUGAUUCCUUGUACAAAGUUAUUAAAAUGUGCGGACUAACAAUAGAACCGAUUUCGAAAAUUCAAGCACGCACAUAUGUAGAACAAGUUCCAUUUAGCGACACACCGCGUCGACACACAUCAUUUUAUCUCUGUUCAAUCAGCAAUGAAAACAAGCGCUCGCCUCGACUAGUUGACUAGGCAAAUAGAGCUUGUCCUUGGUGAAAUGUUUGAGUGUCAGAGCGUAGGAUUACACUUUUUCCGUUUUAUGUCGGAAUGACAGCUUUAACUCCUUCAUCGCGAAAGGUGUACAUGUACUCGAAUAUACUAUCAGUUUAACGCACUUUUCGUUAGUUUAGGAAAAUUCGAGCAUUUCAAUUUAUAAUAUGAUAUCCGACAGAGUUUGGUAUUGCAAUACGCCGUACAUUUCCAUUACAACAAUUUAGGUAGAAUCGGCUAGUUAAUCACAAUACUUUUAUGCUCCACUGUAAUCGAUUUGAAUAUCGAUUUGCCAACACCAUACAUGUGGCAGUGAAGGUGUGAUUUAUGUUAAAACAUACCUAGUUAAAGGAAUAAUCAAGAUAAAAUGUUGCAAUAAGCUACAAUGGAACAAUAAGCGCAUUGAUAAAAUGAUUACUAAAUUACUACAGCUUGUUUUGCACUUUUCGCACGCAUCUAUAUUAUAUCUAUAAACAAGAUAAAUAGAAAUAGUAGAUGCGACUUGAGUGAAAUAAAAUACGCUUUGAAUUAAUUUUUGUACGAAGAAUCGUCUCUUUCUUCUUUGAUUGUAUCACGAAUUACACCCUGUGUCGGUGUUGCGACGACGCUUAUUUUGCCUUUCGAAAUCGUCGCUGCAUAAUUUCGUGCGAGUAUUAGCAGAUGAAUACGCGACUGCAGAGAGAUACGGAAAGAUACAUUUCGUGAAAAACGAAAUAAACUACGAGGCCAAAUGUGAAGACGCACUUGCGCAAGUAAUUAUACUUUUAUAUGCGAAUUGAUAAAUUUGUUGAUUUUACUACGAAAUUCGGUAUAUGAUUGGGUAUAAUUACAAUAAUUAUGUAUAGUAUGAUUAUUAUGAGAGAUUCUAUAAAGAUUAUAUUGCAACAGAUUCGUGAUUUCAAGAUGGAAUCAGUUUUUGACGAGAUACGUCGACGCUUACCAUAUUAGUCGCAGAUGUAAAAGUAUCGCUAUUUGCGCUAGUUGCCGAAUCUAUAUUUAUAUGUGAUGGUUGUAAGGGACGUGACAUAAUGAAUUGCGUUUAUGAUAGUGUUUUAAGCAUUCGUCGAGAGAAUAAUUUUCUACAUUGAUAUUAAUAAACUGGUCAGAGAGAGAAAGAGAGAAGAGAGGCAUAUAUCCUAUAUAAUAUUAAUAUAUAGCGUAUAACAUUAACAGGUGAUCGUUUCUUUCAUCACCAACCUCACUAUACGCAAAAUUUAGGAAAAUUAUAUAUUGCAUUAUUAUUAUCGUUAAUGGAAUUAUUAUUCUUUUUUCCAAUAAUAUUUGAUGGAAUAAUGUGAUUAGUACGCAUGGCUGAAUUCAUCCUCUGUUUCCUCUCUUAAAUUAUUAAAAUUGAAUAUAAUUGAGUUUUAUUUUUUAACCGUAGAGAAUGUAAAAUUUUAGUUAAAGUUAAUUAGUUAAUUAAAUGUAAGUAUUUAGCAUCAUUUACAGGGAUCUUUCGCGAUUUCUAGGCGACGGGAUUUUUCAGUUAAACGAUCUCACAUUGCUGAUAAUAAUCAAGUUUACUCUUCAUUCUAAAUGAUCUUAUUCUUUUUCGUAUAGGUAAUUCGUUUUGUUCCCAAUGCUUUGCGCAAUAAACCAAAUCACUCGUGGAUCCAAAUUAAUACCUAUCGCAUUUGCUGUAUAGAUAAUGUAAUAAAAAAGCGUUCUAACGGGCGUGUAAAUCUGACAGAGUUACCUUUUAAGCUACAAGAAGUUUGAAAGCGAUUGCAUUUAUACCAAAAGAAGUUCUUAAUCUCUUUGACGUUUCUGUAACAUAAUAAACUAAUUGCUCUGUAAUUAUUUUUAGAUAUAUACGUUUAUACAUAUAUACUAUAUACAUGUUUUAUAUAUAUUUAUAUAUGAAAUAUGAAAUAUAUAGUGUAUAUGUAUAGAGGAGAUGCGUGUUAUAUACGUAUAUGUAUGUAUAUGUACGUGUAUACGUAUGCAUACAUAUAUUCUGUAAAUACUCUUCGCUGUCUGCGAAUGUGCACUCUUGCCAGUAACAACUUCUUCCUAAUAAUUUAAUCUAAUUGUAAUUCAGGAGAAGAUAUUGUCUAUAUAUUGUUUAUGAGGAACGAGCCUCGGCUCGCAAAAGAUUAACAAAAUAAGCUUUCGAGAGUUAUAUAUAUAUUAUGUAUGUACCCUAUUCUUGUACUCUAUCAUUUUUGUACAGAGCUAUGCACUAGAAUCUAAACCUAAAUCAUAGUGAUUACAUUCGGUGUAUAAUAGUGAUUCUGAUCGAUCGGGAUUUAUAUUUUUAUAGUUCGCGAGUACUAGCGAGCACUAAGUGCGCUAUGUGCAAGAAUACUUCUCGCACAUAGUGCUCUUGGUAAAAAGUGGCGAUUAGUACCAGCGAAUUAUAUUGUGUUAACUUUUGACACGGCAACUGCUCCCUUUUUUUAUCACGGUAUUCAAAGCGAAUAAGAAUUAUUUGCUCAGUGCUUAGCACGUCGUUGCGUUAUGAUGAUAUUUGACUGAAUAUCGUAAUUAAUUAUUACUUUUGCAGCCAUAUACACACAAAAAUUGUAGCAGAUAUUUGUCCAAUGGUUCCUUGUGUUUAAAUGUCUUCUACAUUGUUCUCAUCAUUAAACAGAUUAUUUACAACGAUCACGAUUUGCGUGCAUGUGGCACCGUAAAUUACGACCCUGCGAUGUAUCUUCUCAUCAUGGCCAUCGUGAAUUGAAUUUUUAUUCUUGACCACUGUGUUUUUUUGGCACAAUAAAUAUGUAAUCUUGACAUUUUAUUUCCUAUGUAUAUAUUAUAUUUCUCUUGCUCUAAUACCAAUGUUCGAUAUAUUUUUAUUGCUCUUUGAUAUUGUAUGGAAACUUUAAAAUUAAGUUAGUCGACCAUUUUUACGGUUGCCUGCAGAUUUCUCUCAAUCCGGUCUCGUAAUGUUUUAUGAAUGUUUCUUUAUAGCGUCAGUAUUUUCAUUGUGUAAUUUAUCUCAUUUAUACUAUAUAAUAAAAUAAAAGUCUUCAAGAG
This is a messenger RNA of Ooceraea biroi (clonal raider ant), 4187 nucleotides long. RefSeq lists its product as uncharacterized. The record is from RefSeq and is a predicted model, not a curated record. NCBI's taxonomy places the organism in Eukaryota, Metazoa, Arthropoda, Insecta, Hymenoptera, Formicidae.